Messenger RNA from Anopheles moucheti, 2859 nucleotides. RefSeq lists its product as uncharacterized. The record is from RefSeq and is a predicted model, not a curated record. The transcript has 6 exons. Lineage: Eukaryota; Metazoa; Arthropoda; Insecta; Diptera; Culicidae. Bases 1 to 2859 code for a protein of 952 amino acids.
AUGCUUACCGAUCCGGUGUCGGUAUCAACGAUGGUAUCCAAUCAUCUGUUCUACGUCAGCCGGGCCGACAUAUUUUCCGUGUAUCCGGAGAUACUGCGCGAGCUACUCGUCCUCGAGGAGCUUCUGUUUCGCACGAAAGCGAUUACCGCGUUCGGACAUACGAUCGCCGCAAGCGAUCGAGUGCCGUUACAGCUACCGAGUGAGUUCGAGUGGCAACUAAAGCAGUACUUCCGGUUACUGGAGCAACAGAAGAAGAUUAACGCCGCCACCGAGCAAGGAAUCGAGCUGAAAAGCUCCCUGGAGAAGGUCGACCACACCUACUGGGAGGUGAAGGCCAAAUCCAUCGAUGAGGUCGUAUCGCCGAUGACUUCGCCCGCUAGUGGCGAUUCGUCCACCGCUUCCUUCCGCCGACGACGGCGCCUCUGCAUACUGGACAAUCCGAUCGACUUCUGUGACAUCGCGGCCUACAACCAGUGGCGGCUGGAGGACAUCGUACGGGCCGGGAAGUUGCUGCACAAACCACCGCUGCCGGUGCAGUUCGACGAUGAGUACGAGAUGCGUAAAGUGUACUCCAUGAUUUACGACGUUUACCGGUUCAAGCUCGUUCUUCAACAGGCAUUGAAAAACAUUGGCUUCUACGAAAGCUACCCGAUGUUAGCCACCGAAACUACGCGCGUUUGGUUGCUGCUUUACGAUAUGUAUUUGCGGAAGUUUGUGAAGCGCGAACCGGACACGGCACCGCAGAAAGAUCAACUGUUCCACGAGGCACAUCUGCUGGAGAUUGAACGAUGUCUGGAGCUGAAUAGCGUCAAAAUUGCCGCAGCACUCACGCGCAUCCGGAUCCAGAACAGCGCCUACAAUAUGCAGUGUCUGCUCCCGCUGCAUCUGCAGGACAACAAGGUAGCGAUCGUCGUGUCGAACCCCAUCAUAACCGGUUGGAUCAAUACGUUUCGCAUCCGGACGAAGCAGGAAGCGAACGAAAUUCUGAAGCAGCUUGGGUUUGAACUCAUCGAACCGCCCGCCCCGGCCAGCUUUCAAAGUUUGCUAAACCUCUUCAGCCCACGAGAAAAGACCGGGUACGUGCCGAUCUCGAUGAAUCGCUACAAGUGGGACCGGCUGUGCCCGCAGGUGGUUUUCAUCUAUCCCGAGGAUCGUUCCAAAUUUGUGCAAUCGUCCAUUUUCGUAGACCAUCAGUUCAUCAUACAGGAUCGUUCGUUUACCGUCGGUCCCACGGUUUUCUCCCACCUGCUCGACUACUUCGAAGUGCAGGGUGACGUUCUGCAGACGCAUAUCGCUUCACCGCGUUCGACCGCGUAUCUGGCCUCGCUGCUAGCAAACUGUAACCGUGUGCGCAACUUUGUCGCCUACGGUUGUGGCAACAAGCUGGGCGAGUAUCGGCAAUAUAUGGCCGAACUGGGCGUAACCAACGUGAAGCUGUUCGCGGAACCGUUCUCCGACGUUCCGCACGGUUCGCCGAUCGUCGACAAGGUGGUGGGCAUCCUGGCGAACCCGCCCAGCUCGUACAGCGCGGUCAGCGAUCCGAUCGAUCUGAUCUGCAGCCGGGGCGGUGAUCUUUCGAUGCUGGAAAUGUUGUCCGAGUCGGAAAUGACGGACGACAGCCGUCGGAGGGUUUCGCAGCUGCUUGAAAAGCAGCGAGAAACGCUGAAGCUGGCCAUGUCCCGGCCGCAGGUGCAGUUCAUACUCUACCAAACGCACUCGAUCGUGGAGACGGAGAACGACACGAUGGUGCAGCGGGCGGUCGAAUACACCAACCAAAAAGCGUUCGAGGUGCAUUACAAAGCGAUGAAGGAACGAGAGCAGGCAGCGCUUGCCGAAGCGGCUGGCAAUACGCUGGUGAACCGAUUGCUCGGCAGACAGGAGGCUGCCGCUCGGGCGAAAAAUGUGGACGUGUCCGACGGUGAGCGUGAUGGUGCUGACGGGGGCGCAGAUGGGACGAGUACGCGCAAAAAUUCCGAAGAAGAGGUAAAUGUGCCACCGACCGACCAGUUCGAGGUGGUAGAGCUGCCCGACUUCUGUCCCCAGCAGGAUGGCUGUCUGGACUUCAAGGAAUGUGGUGUGUACCUUUCGCUCGUAAAGCGCAAGGAAGUGAUACGGUUGGAUUCGAAGUAUCUCAUCAAGAUUGCGGAACUGCGAGGCAUUUUCGGGGACGCCAACAAUGAGCCCCGGUUCAACGUGAAGGUUGCGAAGCGUGCGGAUCGAAAGUCGGAAGAACAGGACGCGCACGAUCUGCUGAAUCGCAAGAAGCGACUGAAACGGCGCGGUAGCAAUAUGGAUUCGUUAAUCACACGCCUCAACACACCGACCCAGGCGUCCCUGAAGCGUGCACACCAUCACCGGAUGUCGUCGGUAGAGCAUAAGUUUAUGUUUUUCGAUGCCUACCGGGAAUGGUGUCCAAAGUAUGCGAACCGUAGCGAAAACAAUCUCAGUGUGAUGUCGGAUGAUCGGUCGUCUAGCGGCUCGAUUGUUCGGGCACGUGUCUGGUGGAAGACGACCAUCCACUACGUGAUGCAAAAGCUUCGCCUGGCGCGAUUGGAAGGCCCAGAGGAUGGGGCCGCCGAUUUUCCACCGUUACUGUUGCGGCGCUAUCCAAUCGGAUGUCGGCACGGUGAGGAAGGAACGAAACGGUUUCGUUGGAGUCAUCAGAACCGCAUACCUUACCCACUGCCUGUAAGGAUACUGGAGUUCCGGCAGUAUAACUCCGAAAACAGCUUGUUGCACAAAACUACAGAACCGGAAAAGGAAUGUCCAAAUAGGCAGGCGAGAUUAAGUCGACAGAAUGCCCUCACCACUAACUGUGCCGGUUCACGUGUUCGUUUGAGAUCGUCCCAGUCUUGCUAA